This is a messenger RNA of Lampris incognitus (smalleye Pacific opah), 863 nucleotides long. Its product is annotated as transcription factor PU.1. Lineage: Eukaryota; Metazoa; Chordata; Actinopteri; Lampriformes; Lampridae. Gene Ontology annotation, biological process: regulation of transcription by RNA polymerase II; cell differentiation. The record is from RefSeq and is a predicted model, not a curated record. Gene Ontology annotation, cellular component: nucleus. Bases 51 to 863 code for a protein of 270 amino acids. Gene Ontology annotation, molecular function: DNA-binding transcription factor activity, RNA polymerase II-specific; sequence-specific DNA binding. The transcript is spliced from 5 exons.
UCCUUGUGCUCACAGUGCUGUUCCCUGCCUUUCAGAUUGGGCUUCAGAGCAUGUUGGCGUCGCUGGACACGAUGGCCUACGUGACGGAGAUGGGCAUGAGUGGCCGUCGGCCCGCCUGGGGCGGAGAGGCGUCCACCUCCUCCGAGGUGGACCUGGAGGUCAUCGAGGAGUACCUGCAGGAGCACUGUCGGGAGGUCCAGCCCGCACACUCGCCCGCCCCGCCACCCAUCGCCGUGGCGCAGCUCGCACACACACACUCCCACCACGACUCGCAGAUCAUAGAGAACAGCUGGUCUGGUCAGUAUGCAUAUGAAUGGCGCUAUGGCUCUCAUACUCCAAAUGAGGACUGUGAAGACCAGGCACCUCCAAACUGGCCUAGUCCUCAUGACAACCGCUGGGACCACAGCGCGUACUCUUAUGAGGCGACGACAUGUAGUGAAUCCGACUCCCAAUCCGUAAGCUCACAGUAUCAGGAGUACACCCACCCGUCGUCACCCCCCGCUGACAGGAGGAGCGGGAGCGACAGUGACUCCCUGCCACUCGUCCCCCUCUCAGGAAAGAGGAAGGAGCGGUUGUUCCAGUUCCUGUUCGAGAUGCUCCAGACGCCGUCCAUGCGAAGCUGCAUCUGGUGGGUUCAGUCGUCUUCCGGUAUCUUCCAGUUCUCCUCGCAGAACAAGGAGCGCCUGGCGCAGCUCUGGGGCCGCCGCAAGGGCAACCGCAAGACCAUGACCUACCAGAAGAUGGCGCGGGCGCUGAGGAACUACGCCCGCACCGGCGAGAUCUGCAAGGUGAAGCGGAAGCUGACCUACCAGUUCAACGAGACCACGCUGAGGGGUCUGCAGGGGGACUCGCGCGCCGCAUAG